Molecule: messenger RNA, 2265 nt
Organism: Opisthorchis viverrini
Lineage: Eukaryota; Metazoa; Platyhelminthes; Trematoda; Opisthorchiida; Opisthorchiidae
Exons: 1
Coding region: 1-2265 (754 amino acids)
Source: RefSeq, a predicted model, not a curated record
AUGCCGCGGCUGGAAGUAUUGCUGUUUGUGUUAUUCGUCAUCUUCAUUCCAUGCGUGAUACUCUCCGAUUCAGAAAACGCGCCACAACUCAUAGACAGUUUGUAUCUUCCCUCGGACCUGGAGAAUGCAGAAACAAAGGGUCAGUCGAUCAACACCUUCCCCGAUUCGGAUAUUCCACCGUAUUCAAACCGGUACAUCCAACCACAACCGGUUCAUUCAACCAAAGACGUUGGCGGAGAACCUCGAAACCGAUUCUAUCUAGACGAAGGAUUAUGUCCGUCGGUUCACUGUUUUACAUUUCGCAACUCCACCACAAGAAAAGUUGUUCUCGACUGUCAGGACGAAAUAACUUCCACGACCAACACCAUCAAAAUAUUGGAACGGAUCAAUUGCAGCUUUUGGAAAAAUCCAACUACCACACACUCCUUUCGCACAGCAGUAAUCACUGGACCUGCAGUGGCUGAAGGGAGAGGAUAUGAUUUGAAGAUAAUUCUGAGUCCAGCUCAGGUGGACGAGGGUAGAGGAGAUGCAGUGCGACGUCUACACAUUGAUCACCUGGUACCUGGUGUCCUUGGAUGGAUAGUCCAAACACUGAGACAUCAUCUACAACUGGAAUUAAGUCCGGUUCAUCUCACAAUAUCUUACAUUUAUAUUGCCACUCUACGACGCAUUGAUCUGGGUGAUUUAUCGACCCGUUCUCGUGUAACACGACUAAGCAUAUGGAAUCCGUUCAACUGGGAAGAUGAUAGUCUGAUACCAAACACAGUUGUUGGUACUAAGGGGAAUUUCGCGUAUGCACAGGACUCAAUUCUACCUCCGUAUUUUCGACUCACCGUCUUCUGUGAUGUUGCCAACCGUAUUUCAUCAUUCCGUCGCCUUUGGCUUCCGUGGAAAAGUUGGCAAGUCAGAUUUUAUCACUGUCACGACAACUACGAGUGUAGAUCUUGGAUAAGCAGAUAUCCUAUUUGUGAUGUAUUCAGUAGUCAGACGUUUAUGCCCGUCUAUUUUCUACUCCCGCAGCCAUCCGUCGGAACGUAUUCCUCACCCAAACAUUAUUUGCGCUUGAGCGGAGUGAAUAGCCGGAAUAAAGCUGGAAACCAACUUUUGUUCGAGACUACUUGUCAACGAGAAGCUGGUUUGUGGGACCCGGUAGACGAUUUGAAAUUAGACCACGUCAGAAAAUGUUGGCAACCAAAUGUGUAUAGUAUGGACACAAAUCAGAGGGUAGAAUCCUUGGAUUCGGUGGUCAUUGUUCCCGAAUCAGAAUCGAACAGGGAUGAAUCGGAAGCGAUGACCACAUCAACCGCUACACCAAAAGCGACCAAAGCAGUGACAUUGUCUUCCACGCCUUCGACGCAAGCGCCAGGCACAGCUUUUGAGAAUCAAACUUCAACUAAAGAACCUGUGCUUCUAAACACCUCAGACACUUCCACAACUAAGGUGGAUCAUGUAUCGUCUCCACCAACCCUAUUGCAGAUGGCAAACGCACCUGCUUACUCGUUUGAUGACAAGCCCACCAUGGGAAAAAGUUCCCCAUCUGAAUCCUACUUGAUAUACAUCAUUAUUUCCCUGGUUCUUCUAGUUCUUUUCCUCUUAUUCGCCUUGAUUUUCGCGAUACUCUGUAUCAGAAGGCGUGUGAGCAGAGAGAAGCAACAGGACAAGUUUACCAAUGGGUACCUAUGUCGGUUGGAUGGGAACACCCUAUAUGGCAGUUGUCCGCACCCGUUAAGUUCCAGCGUGAUAUUCCUCGGGCGGGGUUCGAAUAAUGCAUACAGUCCUAGAUCAGUGAGAAAUCUGCCAAGAACAUGCUCCGAGUAUUUCACGUCGACUGUUGUUGAUGCAAGUCUUGGAGACUACAAAGCACCGGGAACCAAAUGUUCCAAAUUACAGAGUAAUAAUUACAGGGGAUUGUCAAACCCAAAUUUGAAUGCUUCUUUGAAAGCCGUCGACCGUGGAAAAGUACGGACAAAAUCUCCGCACGACAGUCAGAUUUCUAUGAACUCAGUUUCGAAACAAUUGAAUAGUGCACCCUCCGGAUUACGGACAAACGGAUUGGGUGAACUGCCCUCGACACACCCGCCUCAACCGUGGCACAGUCCAAAAUUGACAAGGCGUAAACAGCCGGGAGAACGCUUCAGAAAGAGUAGAAUGUUUGCCUUUUGGCGACGAUCGAAAAGGCCGCACACCAUGGUUUUUGAAGAUGGUGAUUUUUCCAAAGAAAACUGGCCAGAGGGACUGAAAAGUUCCUUGGCAAAAAUUCUGUAA